AUGUUUUCGUUAUUUUUACCACCGGAAGAAGUUUCGGAUACUGAACAAAAAUUUCGUAAUGUAUUAAAUUUUAUGUUUCGUCUAAUUGUAGCAUCUGUAUUCAGUUAUCAAUGCUUUACAUUUUUAUUUUCACCACUUUGGAUGCAUGGAUAUAUUUGGGCUCUAAAUCAGGCAAAUGACAAGGAAAUGAAUCGUAAAGGAGCUGGAGCAAUAAAUGCGAUACAAUUGCAAGCAUCAAGUUUCAGAGAACGAAUCUGUUUAUCAAUAUCACUUGUCCUAUUAGUUUGGCUUUUAAUGCUUGGAUUUCGGAAUAAACAUCGUUCGGUAUGGUAUCUGCUAAAGCUAUCCGCAUGUAUCAGUUAUGUUGGUGGAAUGGUCAGAUGUUUACAGAUGAAGCAACGUCUUUUUUCGUUAUUCCACGAAGGCUUCUAUCUUUUUUUUGUUGUAUUUUUUAUCGGUAAUUUUGAUUUUUAUCAUCCACUAUUAGCAUCUUUAUGCUAUUACUGUAAGCUAUUUGAAUAA
Molecule: messenger RNA, 522 nt
Organism: Enterobius vermicularis (human pinworm)
Lineage: Eukaryota; Metazoa; Nematoda; Chromadorea; Rhabditida; Oxyuridae
Source: the annotation of a GenBank genome assembly